CUGCCUCCCUCCCCUUCUCACUGUGUCUCUCUCAUUCUCUGGAGAAGUAGUGCUGCACACUUUCUCUGUGUGUGAAGGAAUCAAUGUGGAAAGGCAGACUCUUGCCCUGUACGUCAAAGGCAAUGCAACUUUUUGCACACUCUCUCCUGCGGUUUAUGGGUUCCUGAGAUGACAGCGGCAGCGUUUUUUGAUUGCAAAGAUCAGAGGGACAACGCUGUGAGAUGAUUGCAGCCACCAACCUCGUUGUUUUCCACUCCCUGCCUGUUUUGACUUGAAAAGACCAUGACAGAAGUCUUUCUAUCAGCUCUUUUGAAUGUUACUCAAAGCACUUUGCUGGCAAGUGGCUCAUCUACUGGGAAUGUCACAAAAUGCUCUUUGACAAAGACAGGCUUUCAAUUCUAUUACCUCCCUGCUGUGUAUAUAGUGGUCUGUAUCACAGGAUUUAUUGGUAACAGUGUGGCAAUAUGGAUGUUCAUUUUUCACAUGAAACCAUGGAGCAGUAUCUCCGUCUACAUGUUCAAUUUGGCACUUGCAGAUUUUUUAUAUGUCCUUUCCCUCCCUGCUCUCAUUUUUUACUAUUUCAAUAAAACUGACUGGAUUUUUGGGGAUGUCAUGUGCAAACUACAAAGGUUUAUAUUUCAUGUGAACCUAUAUGGAAGCAUUCUGUUCCUGACUUGUAUCAGUGUCCACAGAUACACAGGGGUAGUGCAUCCACUCAAAUCACUUGGGAGGCUAAAGAAGAAAAAUUCCAUCUACAUCAGUGCUCUCGUCUGGUUCAUUGUUAUCGCUGGUAUCUCUCCCAUCCUAUUUUUCUCUGGUACUGCAAUGAGGAAAAAUAAAACCAUUACAUGUUUUGACACAUCUUCUGAUGAUUACUUACGAAGCUACUUCAUAUACAGCAUGUGCACCACUGUCUUUGGCUUCUGCAUCCCUUUUUUACUAAUUCUCGGAUGUUAUGGAUUAAUCGUUAGAGCUUUGAUCUAUAAAGAUAUGAACAAUGCUCCCCUGAGAAAAAAAUCUAUUUAUCUGGUCAUUAUUGUCUUGACUGUCUUUGCGUGUUCUUAUCUUCCCUUUCAUGUUAUGAAGAAUCUGAAUUUGAGAGCUAGGCUGGAUUUCCAGUCUCCCGAAAUGUGCUCUUUCAACGACAGAGUAUAUGCCACCUAUCAAGUGACUAGAGGUCUUGCUAGCCUCAAUAGCUGCGUGGAUCCCAUCCUAUAUUUCUUGGCAGGAGACACCUUUCGGCGGAAGCUGUCAAGGGCAACUAGGAAAGCAUCCAGAAGAAGUGAAGCAAACGUGCAAUCAAAGAGUGAAGAGAUGACUCUCAACAUCUUAUCGGAGUACAAGCAGAACGGAGACACAAGCUUGUGAAGACUAGAAUUGGAUUGCUCCAGACACCUAACUGUUAGCACUAUGGGGAUGCAUCAUCUAAGAUUGUGGCUGUUUCUUCCGUGUAAUGAUUUUACGGGUAAAAGUCAAUUGAAAUAAUGGUUUGGAAGGGAUAGAACUAUUUAUCCGAAAGAAAGCAGAAAGUUCUAAGGCAUCUUGAUGGACAUUUGCAUUCCCACCACUGUCUGAGGAACAAAAGGGGUGUUUUCCCUCUAGGAUAAUUUUAUCUCCACAAGCUUAACAUUAUAAAUGUAUUCUUUUCCAAAUUAUUCCAGAUUUUACUGUGAAUAAGUUUUAACUACUGCUAACACGGUGAAGGAAUGUAUCUCAAAAAGUUGUAAUGUGCUGAUAUUUAAAAAAAAAAAGUAUUAAUAAUUAGGUGACUAUAUAUUUUUUUGGUGUACCUACUUUCUUUGAAGCAAUGGACAUUUGAAAUUAUUAUUUUACUGGAGAGACAUUUGAUUUGAAAAAAGAAAAAUAUAUAUAUUGUUGCAAUAUAAAUGUACUUGGAGGAAGCCACCUCAAUUCGAAAGCUUAGCUAGAGAUGUAUACUCAAUACUACUGCCCUUCUGUCAUUUAGCUAUGUCUGAUAUCAGCAAGAAAGAAAGAAAAGCAUUCAAAAUGGGGUGACCGUUAUCCAUCUAAAUUUCAAUAGAUCCACCAAGGAGAUUAUGGUUCAGAAAGAGGUUAAUGGGGUGAUGGUCAAAAAGAGGUUAUGUCCUUGGUCAUAUCAGUAGAGUGUAGAGGAAGCACUUGAGUACAUGACAACUGGAUUACCACUCUUUAGAAGAGUGUCAAUUGUCUUUGACAGUUUUAUUGCACAAAGUGGACUAUUUAAAAAAAAAAAAGCAUUUCAAAAUGUUAACAACAUUAAAGAGAUAUUUACAAAUUCUAGAAUUUGGAUUCCUAAUUCACAAGGGCUUAUUGUGGAAAAAGGUCAAUACUACCUUCGCUAGGCACUAUACUACAAUAUCUGAGGUGUACGUGGAAGACUAUGAGAAACAUGAUAUGCUGUAUGAGAUUAGUUUUUAUAGUUUUAGGCUAGGCUAGACUGUAUGCCCUCUGGAUGUGAGGCUGUAUAUACCCUUGACCUCCAGAAGAAGAGCUACCCUGGUACCACCAACUACUGAGAAACACAAUAUAUCUAGAUUGCCAGGAAUGGUUCUCAAUUCUGGGCAUCAAGACCUUAUAUUUUUUUUUAUUUAGUGCUCAGCAACUAACAGUACAAUAAUGUUCUUGAAAUGUGGCAUGAUGUACUUCUAUAUCAUGUCAAUAGAUGAUAUGAAGGGAUAAAUGUGAUUUUUAUGUUAAACGUACUGUGUAUGUUUGGAAUAUAGUACUGUAUGUGUUUAAUGCUUACGUGAAAAAUGUUUUAUUUUUGUACCAUUAUCUGUAAUUUAAUAUAGUUCAGUAAAUCUGUUUUUACCUGUGAUUAACAGUGCCAUUUAAUUGAUUUGCCUAUGGAGACAGUGUUACUUGACAUUAAAGCCUCUCUCAGG
Messenger RNA from Bufo bufo (common toad), 2885 nucleotides. It is a transcript of the gene P2RY1, whose product is annotated as purinergic receptor P2Y1. Gene Ontology annotation, biological process: relaxation of muscle; phospholipase C-activating G protein-coupled receptor signaling pathway; platelet activation. The transcript has 2 exons. The record is from RefSeq and is a predicted model, not a curated record. Gene Ontology annotation, molecular function: G protein-coupled ADP receptor activity; G protein-coupled ATP receptor activity; ATP binding. NCBI's taxonomy places the organism in Eukaryota, Metazoa, Chordata, Amphibia, Anura, Bufonidae. Bases 283 to 1368 code for a protein of 361 amino acids. Gene Ontology annotation, cellular component: plasma membrane.